AUGGCGGCAUCAGUUGCGAUUGGGCUGAGAACAGCAUUUGUUGUGUUGGGCUGUAUCAUCACCGCCACUGUCAUUUACACCACUGCCACUGAUGGACUCCCUUUCCGCAAAGAACUACUCACUCCGUGGAUGGCAGCAACUCUGGUCGACUUCUAUAUCAAUAUUCUGGCAAUAGGGGCAUGGAUUGUGUAUAAGGAAUCCAGCUGGAUUCGGGCACUGAUUUGGAUAGUUUUGCUUCUAUGUUUAGGAAGCAUCACCACAUGUCUGUACAUUGUUAUGCAGUUCCUAAAGCUGUCUUCUCAAGAAUCAAUACAAAAUCCUAUUUAUUUUGUGCUGAAGAAUAAGAAAAUGGAUGAAGCAGAAUCUGAGAGUAUCGUAUCAGUUGUAAGUGCACGGGUUCUUUUCAGUUUCUUGGGUUGUCUUAUGCUUGGCACAUUGGUUUACACAAUUGCCACCGAUGGAUCUCCUUUUCGAAAAGAUCUUUUAACUCCGUGGUUGACAACAACACUGAUUGAUUUUUAUGUUAAUGUUAUUGCUUUAUCGGUUUGGGUGGCAUAUAAGGAACCUAAUUGGUUAACUGCAGCAUUUUGGAUUCUUUUGUUGAUCUGCUUUGGGAGCUUUAGUACAUGCGUCUACAUUGUCCUACAGCUUUUCUGCCUCUCAUCUCAAGAUCCCGUUUCUCUUGUUCUUUUCAGCAGCAAAGAUAUUAGGGCAGGAAACAACUAUGAGAAAGCUGCGCAGGCUGAUAGAUACAUGUAG
Molecule: messenger RNA, 759 nt
Organism: Striga hermonthica
Lineage: Eukaryota; Viridiplantae; Streptophyta; Magnoliopsida; Lamiales; Orobanchaceae
Source: the annotation of a GenBank genome assembly